Quercus lobata is the source of this 939-nucleotide messenger RNA. RefSeq lists its product as uncharacterized. Gene Ontology annotation, molecular function: catalytic activity. The transcript has a single exon. Lineage: Eukaryota; Viridiplantae; Streptophyta; Magnoliopsida; Fagales; Fagaceae. The coding region runs from base 1 to 939 and encodes 312 amino acids. The record is from RefSeq and is a predicted model, not a curated record.
AUGAAUCUCUUAGCGUGGAACUGCCGGGGGCUUAGGAACUACCGAGCAGUUGGAGAGCUUGUCGAUAUAGUGCAAGCGCAAGGUCCCACGAUUGUAUUUUUGUCGGAAACAUGGUCUAAUCGAGAUCAUAUGGAAUGGGUUCGUCGUCAGUUGAAGUUUGAUGGAUGUUUCGUUGUUCCUAGUAAUGGUAGAGGAGGGGGUUUGGCUUUAUUAUGGAAGGAUGAGGAUGUAGUUUGGGUCGAUAGCUUCUCGAACUAUCACAUAGACACUAUUAUGCAUGGGGGCUCGGAGAGGGCAUGGCGUCUAACGGGUUUUUAUGGUGAACUCGAAACUAGUAGGAGGGGAGAUGUGUGGAGUAUGUUACGCAUGUUAAGCUCCAAACCAGCCCUCCCAUGGUGCUGCAUGGGCAAUUUUAACGAAUUUUUGGAAGUGGAAGAUAAGCGUGGAGGUGCCCCACGGUCACACAAUCUCAUGCAGGCUUUUCGUGAAGUGCUUGAUUAUUGCAAGUUUGUCAACUUGGGAUAUUCAGGACCAGACUUUACGUGGCAUGGGAAACAAAGGGGAGAGUUGGUGUGGGAGCGCUUAGAAAAAGGAGUUGCAAAUUAUGAUUGGCUGAACCGGUUUCCCGCUGGUAGAGUAAAGCAUCUUCAUUGUUUUACUUUGGACCAUAGACCAAUUUUGUUAGCACUAGAUUCGAAUGGUGAGAGCCAAAAAUGGAAUCGUAAACCCUUUAGAUUUGAAGCGAUGUGGACGUCCGACCCAGGAUGUAGCAACACUAUUUCAAGAGCUUGGACUCGCCAAGCUGAUGGUACACCCAUACAUAGAGCAGUUACAAAGCUGAAAUGGUGUAAAAAGAGUUUGAAGAAAUGGAGCAAACAACAUUUUGGCAAUGUAAAAAAAUCAAAUAAAGAAGAUAGAGGAGCUAUUGUGGAAGGUUGA